Molecule: messenger RNA, 651 nt
Organism: Helobdella robusta
Lineage: Eukaryota; Metazoa; Annelida; Clitellata; Rhynchobdellida; Glossiphoniidae
Exons: 6
Coding region: 1-651 (216 amino acids)
Biological process (GO): mRNA cis splicing, via spliceosome; spliceosomal snRNP assembly; cell volume homeostasis
Cellular component (GO): spliceosomal complex; methylosome; cytosol
Source: RefSeq, a predicted model, not a curated record
AUGGCGGUCAAGUUGCAUAGUGUUGGUGUUCCCUUGGAAGAAAGUGUUUUACAUUGUCAGGCGAAGACAUCGUGUUACGUAGAUAGUGACAUCAUAUCAUCUGGCACUCUUUAUGUUACCUCAAGUAAUGUUUUAUGGAUGAAUGAUGAGCAGAAGGGAUUUGCAGUGAAUUACGAUUCAAUUUCAGUACAUGCAAUAUCAAAGGCCAUCAAUUAUUUUCCCCACCCAUGUAUCUAUAUGAUGGUCAGCGAGUUAUCCUGUGAAUAUGAUAAAGCUAGAAAUAAAAAUUGCAACUUAGAGGCAAAUGGUCAUGAUGUAGAAAAAGAUGAUGAGGAUGAGGAAGAUGAUGAUCAUGAAGACAGGAUCAUUGAUCUGAGAUUCGUGCCGAGUGACGUUAACUCCUUAAAUGCGAUAUAUGAAGCUAUUAACAAAGGUAGUUGUUUGAAUCCUUGUGCUGAAGAUGCAGAUCUAUCUGAAGAUGAUAACUUUGAGCCAGUUGAAGAGAUGGGGCAAGGUGAUGGUGUUGAGAAUGCAAAUGGAAAUGAUGAUGUCGAGGAUGAAAAUGGCGAAGGGGACCCAGACCAAUUCGCGAAUGCCGAUGAAGAAGAAGGCGGAGCUGCUGAUGUUGAUGAAAGUGCAAUGGAAGGAUGA